This is a messenger RNA of Talaromyces rugulosus, 480 nucleotides long. RefSeq lists its product as uncharacterized. The transcript is spliced from 2 exons. The record is from RefSeq and is a predicted model, not a curated record. Gene Ontology annotation, molecular function: oxidoreductase activity. NCBI's taxonomy places the organism in Eukaryota, Fungi, Ascomycota, Eurotiomycetes, Eurotiales, Trichocomaceae. Bases 1 to 480 code for a protein of 159 amino acids.
AUGGAUGUCAAUACCAAGAGCCUGAUGUUGUGUAUUCGUGCCCAAGCAGCCGCAAUGCGCAAGCAGCAGCCUAAAACAUUCCAAAGCCGCAGCGGCGAGAGAGACAUUGGGCGCGGAGUGAUUGUCAACCUUGCUUCAGCCAACUCAUUUGCAGGACUUCCUGGAAAGAUGUGCUAUACGGUCUCCAAGCAUGCCGAUAUGGCCUUGACGAAGACGGCAGCCAUGGACCAUGCAAGCGAGGGAAUUCGCUGCAAUGCCGUGUGCCCGAUCUGGGUGCAAACUCCACUGCUCGAUGUAGAAUUGCAGAAGAACCUCCAAGUUCAAACCGAGAUAGAUGCAAUUGUGCCGAUCAAGCGAGCAGCCAAAUGUGAAGAAGUGUCGGAUGCCAUUCCCUUUUUAUGCAGUCCUGCAGCGAGCUAUAUCAAUGGGACAAGUUUGGUUAUUGAUUCAGCUAUCACGACCACUAUUCGAUUGCACUGA